Nothobranchius furzeri (turquoise killifish) is the source of this 3417-nucleotide messenger RNA. It is a transcript of the gene chaf1a, whose product is annotated as chromatin assembly factor 1, subunit A (p150). Lineage: Eukaryota; Metazoa; Chordata; Actinopteri; Cyprinodontiformes; Nothobranchiidae. The record is from RefSeq and is a predicted model, not a curated record. Gene Ontology annotation, cellular component: CAF-1 complex; nucleus. Gene Ontology annotation, biological process: nucleosome assembly.
GCCGGCUCCCGCCAAUUCCGACUCUGGAGCGCGAGGCAGACGUCGGGGUAGACCAAGGGACCACUUCGGAGGCACGGAAAGAGUUUUAGCUAUGUUUUAUCUGUUAUAAAAUGAGAUUGCAGGCCAUUUAAAUAAGGACACAAUAGUUUUGUAAUAUUAAAAGGCACUGGUUUGUGUUAACAUUAUAUCUAGCGGUGUGUUAAAGUUGUUUUUGUCGUUAACACCGUGAUCGUGAAAAGCCCCGGGUUAGUAGUUGGGAUGUUGGCAGCCGAAAACGCAUCUGUGGACGGACAUUUGUCAGCAUCGACUCCCCGCAGAAGAGGAAUGGAUUGUAAGUCAAGUAAUAAUGCCAGCAAGAAACUAAUUCAAGCUCGUCUCCCUUUCAAGCGCCUGAACGCUGAACCUAAAGAGAACCAGCCGCCCAAGCGCCCCUGUAGCCAUGCCUGCCCUGGGCCCGAAGUCUCAGACGGGCCCAAUGAAAAUGAGUCGUCUCCUCUUUCUGAACGCAGCAGGCCACCAUUGGUUAACGGUCGUGGCCCGCUGGACAGCUUCCUGAGCUGCAAACUCCCCAAAUCAUCAGAAGAGAGUCUAGUUAUUGAUCUGACUGAAGACCUGAGCUCUUCCCCCAUCAAGUGCCUCGUGUCCACUCUUCCUACCUCGUCUUGUCCUCCAACUAAAGACAAGAGUCGCUGCAAAGACAGAAAGGGCGGUUCAGGAAAGCUCAGCAGUGUUGAUACCACCGCUAAAACACACACUGUGGACUGUGUUGUCAUUACAGACAACGAAGCAAAGAAGGUGGAAGAAAAAGAUCACGCAGCGUCUGUGUCGCAGCUCAACACAACACAGGAUUCUGACAGCGAGUCAGAGGAGCAGGAUGAGUCUGAAAAUGUGUCUAGUCUGGGAAACAAGCCCUCACAGUCGCCCUCAUCGGUCAGCUCCACGUGUGAAAGCUCACCAGAAAGGAGCAAGCCUGGUGAUGCUACACCAACCACCACACCUAAAGAGCCAAAGACCACACCUAAAGUAUCAUCAGAUCAGAAAACCGUCAAAAGACGCUCUCUGAAGAGUUUACAAGAACAAGAGGAAAGGCUUCGACUGAUCCAGGAGAAGGAGCGCCAGAAGGAAGAAGCCAAAGCUGCUAAAGAGAAAAAGAAAGAAGAAGCUCGCAAGCUGAAGCAGGAACGAGAGAGGGAAAAACGGGAGAAGAAGGAGAAGGAGGAGAAAGAAAAGGCAGAAAGGUUAAAAGCAAAAGAGGAGCUGCGGAAAUCCAAGUUAGAGGCCAAGCUCGAAGAAAAACGGAAGAAAGAGGAGGAGAAGAAACUGAAGGAAGAGGAGAAACGGUUAAAAGAAGAGAAAGACCGCCUCAAAGCUGAGAAAGCAGAAAUUACACGAUUUCUACAGAAACCUAAAGUCCAACAGGCUCCAAAGACGCUUGCAGCUGCCUGUGGGAAGUUUGCUCCCUUUGAGAUCAAAGAGAACAUGUCUCUGGCACCGCUGUGUCGGGUCCAGUGUGAAGAGUCUGCUCUGGAGGAGCUGGACCGGUGUUUGGUAAAUCCUGCUGAGAACUCGAAUGGACUGAAAGACUGGAUCAGGCAAAAACCCAGACAAUCCGGACCCACCAAACCCAAAAGGACGGACUCUCUCAGUGACUGUUUACUGGUGGAAAGGCCCAAACCAGAUGGUAUACCGGACCGUAAGCGCUAUGGACCGAUGAAGCUGCUUCAGUUCCAUGAAAACUACCGUCCAGCAUACUGGGGCACCUGGAGAAAGAAGAGUUCACAUAUCUCACCUCGGUGCCCUUUGAGACAAGACAAGGGUUCCCUUGACUAUGAGGUGGACAGCGAUGAAGAAUGGGAGGAAGAGGAACCAGGAGAGUCCUUGUCUCAUAGUGAAGGGGAGGAUGAAGAGGAAGGAGGGGACGAUGAAGACGACGAUGAUGAUGGCUUUUUUGUUCCUCAUGGCUACCUCUCGGAUGAUGAAGGUGCACUGGAGGGAGAGGAGGGUGGAGACCUCGAAAAGCAAAAACUGAGACAGAAACUGAAAGCCAGGGAGUGGGAUGAGCUGAUAUCCAGCAAGAAGACGAAGGUGCUGGAACCGGUGGUGAGGGGCUGCGUUUGGGAGGAAGACGGACUUUGUUUGGAACACUUCCAGCAGUACGCCGUGUGUAUGGUUGAGCCUUUACCCACACCUGACAACAGCCCCAGCCCAGGGGAACUAUCGCAAAGGAGACAAAGAGAAGAGCAAUUACUGGCUCAGCUGCUCCCCCUGCUGCAUGGAAACACCAACAGCAGCAAAAUUAUCAUGACAGAGUUUCAGGAGUUUUGUCGUCAGCAGGGCUCCUCAUCGCUGUCCCCCUCUGAUCCAGCCAGCCCCCAGAACCCUGCAGAAAACAUUCCCACCAGAAUUCUGCUGAGGCGUCUCAUCAAGAACAACGCUGUUUAUGAGAAGCGCUCCUCCUACAGGCGCUGUUGCUGGUACGUUCAUGCGGAGGUCCUGUCCCGUUUCGGCCAGGAGGCUCUCCCAGUUCCGUGCCAGUGGACCUACCACACCACAGGAGCUCGGGAGGAGUUUCGUGAUGAAGCCCAGGCAGCCACGGGCUCUCAGGGAAACUCCCCCUCCACACCUCAGACCUCUUCUUCCUCCAACAAGCGGAAGAGCGCCGGCAGCAUGUCGAUCACAAAAUUCAUGAAGAAAUGUUCCAAUCCUGACCAGACUGAAGCGACGGAGGCAGACAGUUUUCAGGCUGACACUGAGGAGGAUGAUGAUGAAUGUGUCAUCGUCUCGGCUCACACUGACUCUAAAAAUAAAAAUGCAACUGUUGCCAUUGACAAUCUAAUGGAGGCAACCCCCUUGGAUUCAGCUGCUCUCCCCGAGGGUGGAUCUGCUCCGACUCUCCCCACAGCCUGAGGACCGCACCGCACCGCACCGUGCUCGCUCCUCCUCACCUCCUCAUCCCUUUUAAAACCUUAAGGAAAAUCGAGGCACGCUGCAUGUAAAGACAAGUGUUCAGCUCUAUAUUUUAAGUUCUACCGUACCACUCGCCUCGUGUUCUAAGGUAUAGAUCACUUGUUUUUGGAUAAAAGCAGAGCAAAAAUGAUUUCUCAUAACAAUUCAAAACAUCAGGAACACCAUCAUUUUACAGUUUUUGAGAAUUAUUAACAAACCCACUGGUUUUCUUUUGAUUUAAUGUAAAUAGUUCAUCACACCUCGAUGCUGGGAAACAGGCUCCAUGUCCACCUGUACAUUCGUCCCUGGUUUCAUUUACUCUGCCGUGUCUGACAGCUCACUGGGGUAGUUGAGAGAUCUGUUCUUGUACAGUUAGUGUUGGUGUUUUAUAAAUAUGUAUUUUCUGUAUUUUUCAAGAUUACUUGAACAAGAUAAAUUCAUUAAACGUGAAUAAAAAUUCUGCACCUUUAA